GACGGAAAUACCCGAAAUACCGACACUGAACCACAACCUGCACAACCACCGGCAUCCGACAUUAUUCUGCAGCAUGAUCUGACGACCGAAUUGUUGUUUUUGCUCUGGAUUCUAAAUUAAAUGUUUCGCCUCCUUGAGUUUCGACAGUAUUUAUCGGACUGAUUGUGAGCAGAUUAAAUCUGUCUCAUUCUGGUGUUGUCUAACAAUUCUAAGAAAGAUCCGUAAAAAUCAACCAAGCGAUGGACAGUCCAGGCGAAGAAGAAUCUUUUCGUACUCUACGGCGGCCUUUGAGGAAUGCCAAUACAAGAGAAGACGAAGAUCAUGAUUUAAGUCCUGCAGCAAGCAAAGGUCGCAAGCGUAGAUUAUUGUCAAAUUCAAUGCCUGCUACUAAAAAGCAAAAGCUAUCCAAAGACACGACAGCAUGUUGCGAAGAUUGCGGUGCGGAUCUCUUGACCGCCGCCUCCGUUACUGCCCCUGACGAUAAGUUUGUGGACGAACCAGUUAUACUCACGGACGAAUCUUUGCAGUUAGCGGAUUCAAGACAGUAUGAUGAUUCAAAUGGGCUGCCGAUUCUUCAGGUCUCUGACGCAAAGUUCUUCUGUAGGAACAACCACCUGUGCAGCAUUGAUUCUAAUGUAGUUGAAACGGAUAAAGAUCUAUUCAUGGCUGGUACCAUUAGAGCAGUUGAAGACACAACAGUAAAGUUAGAACAGUCGUCAGCAGGCAUCGUUUGCCAGAAAUCCUCCACAAUCAAUGAGUGGUUUGUCUCUGGCUAUGGCACAGCCCAUGUUAAUUUAUGGGUGGUCUCUGAAUUUGGAAAUUACAAGAUUGUGAGUGUGGCCGAGGAGUACGUUCCAUUCUUCUCGAGCGUGCUAAAUAUCUGCCACUACGCUAAUCACCUCAUUAAGAGUAUGAUCGAGAGCAGUGAUGCAAGCCUUGACGAAAUACUUGCUGAUUUCUCGACUUCGAACAAUCCGCUGUUGACCAUCCCCACGCUGGAAGAAUUGGUAGAAAACGCGCAGUUUAUUCACGCCCAUGUCACCGCAUACUUCCUAGAGCCUUACGCAGAUGGUACUAACGACGCGCACCUCCUCUCACUCCCGUUCUACCGGGAGUUCUGCGAUCUAGCCAAUUUAGACUUGCGUAAAAAGGCAAAAGGCAGGAAAGUGCACGUAAAGAAAUCUAAGAUAGCUUUACCGAGCAUCACCAAGGCCACAACCACGCCAAUUGUCAAUGAGGCUUUUUCGCUUGUCUUUGAUGAGCACAUGAAAAUUGUGGGCGACAGCAUCAACCAUUGCAACGCAACAAGUGACGAAUUUGAACAAAAAAUCAGCACAUUUGAGGAAAUUCCGGACAUAGGAAGGAAUUAUAUUGCUGGAACUAGCAUCGGCACAUUUAAUUCCACACUCGAUUACAUCAAGAAAAUCGGAAUCAUCCAAAGCUCAAACAGUAUCAUUGUAGAGCCUGGUUCUUUUUUGAGAUUCUCCUGCAACAGAAAACUAGUGGUGAAGGGCCGCAAGCUUGAAACACCGUAUUUUGGCCAAGUGCAGUAUCUGGCCAAAGCAAGAGAAGGUGCUGGACAUGAGGGUCACUGUCACGUACGCCUUUUCAUGCAGAGCCACGAGACCAUUUUGGAGACAGUGGCCGACAGGCGAGAGGUUUUUGGUUCGACUUCCUGUGUAGAUGUUCCAUUUCAAGACAUACAAUGCACGUUGCCAAUCCUGCACUGGUUGGAGUAUGAGAAGGACGCAGUUCCUCAUCAAUUUUACUAUAAAAUGCGCCAUGACCUUGACAGUGGAGCUUUUAUCAGCUUGCCAAACUUGAAGGACGUGGCUGAGAGGCAGGGCUUCAAGAUCAAGUGUGAAUGUUGUGAAAUGAUAGAAAAAGAGAGACUCAAACAUCUAGUUCGGCCAAUUCCAGGACCUAUAAAGAGUUUCCAGUAUCUCGGUGAUGUCUACUGCUGUAACUCAUUCGUUUUAAUCCAAGGUUUGGAUGAAGAAAUACCCAAAGCGCCAGCAAAGAAGACUAUUAAACUGGACCCCUCCAUAUACAUGGAAGCGUUCAGGAAAGAAAAGACCAGACCUCCUGAAGUUUAUUAUUAUCCUCUUGAUGUGUGCCAAAUUGUGUCAGUGGACACUGAAUGGAACAGUCAGACAUUGUUUGAUCCCUACCAUGUGGAUUUGAAAGUAAGACUGUUCCGGAGGGCAGCGCAGACAAAGCUACAAGACACAGAAAAGAUGUCACACCACCUCCUCUUUUACACUGACAAAGUUUUCAAGAUCAAAGCAAAGGAUAUCCUGGGAGUAGCGUAUGUGGCACACAAGAAUUUCAUCAGGGCCAAAUUGGAAGAUUGGCUUGAAUCUGGAGAAAAGCGGUUCUACUUCAGAUCCUCAUAUGACAAGGACACCCUCAGCAAUAACUUACCAUUUCUUGCAAAGCAGUGCCAAGGAGCUGUUAAUCCUAAGACUGGAAUGGGCAUGGCCCCACCAGAUCACGUGAAGCCAUCUAGGCGGCUGAAAUGUCUGGAUGUGUUCGCUGGCUGCGGUGGGCUGUCUGCUGGACUGCAUGCUGGCGGGCUAACUGACAGCCGGUGGGCUUGCGAGGUCGACAAGGACGCCGCUGAUGCAUUCCAGAAAAACUUCCCUGAGGCGGUUGUCUUCAAUCAAGAUAUCAAUUCUUGGUUAGAAGAUAUACUCAGUGGAAAGGAGAAAAAUGUUCUUAACCAGCGCUACCCGAAAGUUGGUGAAGUAGAAAUGAUAGUUGGUGGGCCGCCAUGCCAAGGAUUUUCUUCAAUGAACCGCUACCAUACUGGUAUUGCAGCUAGGUUUAAAAACUCGUUGGUGGCCACGUUUUUCAGCAUAAUUGAACACUACAAACCUAGAUAUUUUCUGUUUGAAAAUGUCAAGAAUUUUGCUAUCAGCAACCAAGGGCUCUACUUGAAAACAGUAAUAGGCUGUUGUUUAAAGCUGGAUUACCAGCUCAGAUACUCCGUGCUUCAAGCAGGGAAUUUCGGUGCUCCUCAAUCGCGCUACAGGACGAUCAUAAUUGGAGCAAGGAGAGGGGAGAUUCUACCUCAGCUGCCUAAGGUGCAGUACACCCUGGACCUUCCUGCCUACACUCUGGCACUGAAUGGGAGACAGAUUGCCGAUGGCACCACUUACGGUCUUCUGGGAGAAGAAACCUAUAAGUCUGCACCAUUCAGAGCUGUGAACGUGUAUGACGCGAUCGGCGAUCUUCCUGAUAUUCCAUGUGGUGUCACUAACUCGCGGUCAAAGUAUUUGCCUUGCUGUUCCAGCUUCCAGUACAAUAUGCGUUUGAAGAGCAAAGAAUUGAAGGACCACAUCACUAGGAACCUAUCAGCGCUGGACAAGGCCCGCAUAAAAUGCAUUCCUCCUGGAGGGGACUGGCGGGAUAUGCCAAACUCCCGAUUGCUGCUGGAGGAUGGCACUACCACCGUACCACUGAAGUACAUAACAAAGGAUGGAAAGCGAGGCGUUUGCCCUUGUAAUUUUGUGUCAAAAGAAGAUCGAAAAAACGUGGCCUGCAUCAAACGCGACGAGCGCAAAUCCAUUGUGCCAUGGUGCCUGCCACACACAGCGGACAGGCAUGCCCACUGGGCCGGCCUCUACGGCAGGGUAAGACUGGGUGGGCAAUUUCAGACCACAGUGACCAUACCCGAACCCAUGGGCAAGCAGGGGCAAGUCUUGCAUUCGACGUACGACCGGUGCUUGUCUGUUAGGGAACUUGCGCGAUCACAGAGCAUCCCUGACCACUUUGAGCUUAGUGGCUCAAUGGAGGAUCGUUACCGACAGGUGGGCAACGCUGUUCCUCCUCUUCUGGCUGCAUCCAUCGCGAGAAUGUUUCAAACUUGAGCGUGACAGUGACAGCGUCUGAGAGUGCUCUAAGAGCCUUUUAUCGUAUUAGGUUUAGGUUUUACUCUUGUACCCCGUCAUCAAAAAACUUAAAAUCUUUAUAUUGCUCCCAUGGAGCGGGAAAUCUGGUAAGAUGGACUUUCUACUUUAAAAAAUAUGAACAAAUAUUUUUAAGAGCUUUGUGAAUUUUUAUAACAUUGUUGCUGUAUACUCCAAGUGUAACAAUAUAUACUCCUCUCUUAAAUCUCA
Molecule: messenger RNA, 4121 nt
Organism: Cloeon dipterum
Lineage: Eukaryota; Metazoa; Arthropoda; Insecta; Ephemeroptera; Baetidae
Product: DNA (cytosine-5)-methyltransferase PliMCI-like
Exons: 22
Coding region: 240-3872 (1210 amino acids)
Biological process (GO): negative regulation of gene expression via chromosomal CpG island methylation
Cellular component (GO): nucleus
Molecular function (GO): DNA binding; chromatin binding; DNA (cytosine-5-)-methyltransferase activity
Source: RefSeq, a predicted model, not a curated record